AGUUUGUUUUUAGGUUCUGAGUGGUGCGGUUGUGAGACUUUACUUUUUACAGACAUUAUUUUUUAUGCAAACUUGAAUACAGUGGCAAUAAUUGGCUAUAGAAUCAUUUUUAAUCUGCCAAAUGUGUUAACGUUCUGAAAAUUGAAGUUUGUUCGUUCGUAAAAUUUGGUUGCAAUUCAUUCACAUCAAAUUAAUAUCAUCUGAUUUCGGGUUUCCUGGUAAUUUCUGCGAAUUAGAAAGAUUUGCAAAGGAAGAAAAAAGCGGAACAAAGAAGUUCAGGCUGACGACUGUUCACGUUUCUUAUAGCUUCAAUGUGAACGAUGAUCUUGUUUUGAUUUUGAAUUCGUGUGUGAAAGUCGCAAUAAUGAAGAGGUGUAAAAUUUGUGUCGUUGCCGAAAGGAAGAAAGUUUCGUAGCCUGUGUGUGCGUAAGUUUCGCCAACAAACGAAUAAAUGAAAAAAAAAUAGCUGUAUGUUUCAUAGCGCGAGAGUUCAAACCUGAAGUACGAGUGAUGAAAAUAGUAGCAGGAGCGGCAAAGGCAAAUGCUCGAAGAAAUUAUUCAAUCGUUUCGUCAUCGCUAUUCAUUGAGCAAAUAAACAGCAUUUUGUGCACUUACUCGCUGUGUAGCUGUGUAGAAGGAAUAAAAAACAUCCCUAAGGUCGGACCGGCUUAUUUUCGUGUCAACAGUUACUGGCCUCUGGCGCAUUUAAUCCAUCUACUGAUAUCGUUGAUCGCUAUCAAUAGCUCUCGCAUCCCACUUGUUGCACUCUAUCAUCAGUCUACAAGAUGAUGCAUCAGCAUCUCAAUCAGUAAACAAAGAAGUGAAAAGUCCACCACCAGCGAACCGUACUCUUAACAUAUCCACUACCACUGAUAGUGUGAGGGCUGUUGUUAUCAGCUGUAGAAGGAAGUGCGGGCUUCAGUUCUAUCGCGAGCAAUUGAAAAAUUACUGCAUCUGCACACAGACCCGCACGAAUACAUCGUCGUCGAUUUGAUCCGUCGAGUGUAAAUGUUCGUUCUUCCUGUUUCACUUUCGUUGGUGCGCGCUAAGCUGAGAAUCGUUUGAAGUUGUUGGUUUAGUUCAUGUUUCAUUCAGUACAUCGACUGAUCGGUGUGUGUGUGUGUAGUAGAUACAAUCAACGACGCCUAGCCGAUUACGAAACUGUAAAGUGUUGCAGCCCCUAUCGAUCUGCAGAGGAAGGCUGAAUCAUGAACAAGUCGGUUCUCAUGCUCUCCAAUCAAUUUGCCAGUUGGUCGUGAUUCUCAAAUCGCACGUGUGCGUUUCAGCGACACUAGGAAAAAUCUUUAUGAAUGAAACUACAGCAAUCAGUGGCACAAAUGUGGAAUGCUCCACGAAGGAAACAAGUGUGACUCAAACCGAUCUCGAAAGGAAAAAUAAAUAUAUUCGCUAGAAAAGCUGUGGGAGAAUGUGAAUAGUUCGAUGCAUUUAAUCGUGAAGCCAACAAAGUAUUUGUGAGCAGACGUGUUGUUUAUUUUUUAUGCAAUUGUACACAUGUUUAUAUACAAAUCUUUUAAUCGUGUGCUCGAUUGAAACAAAAAAUUAGUCACAAUGAAAUAUCAACGACUGAUAGGUUGUAGGACGCUAGGAUUAGGUGUAGUUCUGUCUGCCAUUCUGGUAGCAGGUCAACUGGAUAAAGUGGUGGUCGACGAUGAUUUGGAGGGGCCGAAUGUGUGCAAGGAGGUCGAGCAGUUUCAACUUUUCGUUACUGCUCCCAGAGAAGUUACAUAUCAGGAGCGAUAUCAGAAGUGGUGUGUUGCUGUCCCACCCCGAUGCUCGGCGUACAGGGUGAAAACGAAAAUCGUGAAUGAAACCACCAGUGUGACGAAGGAGAGAAUACUGAAAAAGUGCUGCGGUGGGUACGAGAAGAACGAUGCUGGUCUGAGGUGUAUACCAGUUUGCAGUAAAGGUUGUAAGCAUGGAGAAUGUGUUGCCCCAGAGGAAUGUCGCUGCGAUGAAGGAUACGUCGGAAAGACGUGCAAUAUAAAUUGUCCACCGAUGCGCUGGGGCUCGGACUGCAGCCAAAAGUGUCAAUGUCAAAACAAUUCAACCUGUAACGCCCAGGACGGGCGAUGCCAAUGCCCGAAGGGCUAUCGGGGUCAGUUCUGCGAGUUCCAGUGCCCAUCCGAUCGAUUCGGGCAGGAUUGCAACGAACUGUGCCAGUGUCUUAACGGAGGCAAAUGCGAUCCGGUUUCGGGUGAAUGUUACUGCGCGCCUGGUUUCACUGGACCAUUGUGCGCCCAAAAGUGUCCGGAGGGUAAACAUGGCGAACAGUGCCGAUCGGAUUGUCGCUGCCAGAACGGAGGAAGCUGUGAUCCGCAAACGGGUGAGUGUGUUUGUCCAGCUGGCUAUACCGGGACGGUGUGUGCUAACCGUUGUCAGGGACAGCGGUACGGCUUGAGUUGUGCGGAAAAGUGUGAAUGCUUCAACGGGGCAGACUGUAACCACGUAACAGGAGAGUGUAUCUGUGCGCCCGGAUUUAUGGGUGCCAAGUGUUUGGAUUCGUGUCCCACUAAUAACUAUGGUAUUAACUGUACCGAGACCUGUCGCUGUUUGAACGGAGCCGAGUGUAAUUCGGCUACCGGUAAAUGCACCUGUGCUGCCGGUUGGACCGGUGCAGACUGUGGCCUUCGGAUUUGUCCAGACGAUCGCUUCGGGUUGGAUUGCAAUGGUCAAUGCGAAUGCAACGAUAAGAAUACUAAAAUGUGUCAUCCCUGGACUGGAAAGUGUCUCUGCAAGCCAGGUUGGAGCAGUGCCUCUUGCGACAGACCAUGCCCAUUCUUGCGCUACGGUCAAGAUUGUCUAAUACAUUGCAACUGUAAAAAUAAUUCACCGUGCAGUCAUAUCGAUGGAUCAUGCAAUUGCAUUGCUGGUUUCAAGGGAGAAAACUGUGAAGAGCAGUGCGGUAAUGGAACGUACGGGCAAAACUGCAGCCAGCAGUGUGAGUGUAUGAAUGGAGCCUCCUGUUCGGCGGAAAGCGGCCAGUGCUUCUGUUCACCAGGCUGGCAGGGAAUUCGUUGUGAUCGACCAUGUGACACCAAUUACUAUGGGAAGGACUGUACGGAACGGUGCAAUUGCGACAAUGGUGCUGUUUGUAAUCCGGUCAAUGGCCAAUGUACAUGUCCAGCUGGAUGGACUGGGGAGCGUUGUGACAAGAAGUGCGAUUCCGGCCGGUUUGGGCAGAAUUGUUCACAAAGCUGCGAUUGUCACUUCGAUAAUACGUUGGCUUGCAAUAUCACCACAGGAAAAUGCAUUUGCAAGGCAGAUUGGGGUGGUGUUCGCUGUGAAAGCCGCUGCCCACUGGGUUACUACGGCGAAUCCUGCAACGAAAUCUGCACCUGCCACAACAAUUCAUCCUGCGAUCCGAUUACUGGGGAUUGUAUUUGUGCCCGCGGUUGGACUGGUCCAACCUGCAAUGAUCCCUGUCCGGACGGAUUCUUCGGUCAUGGAUGCAAGGAACAAUGUCCGGACUCUAAGGCGGGAAAUACGACCUGCGAUCACAUAACAGGACAAUACACCUGUGGGCCAGGUUAUAUCGGAACCACCUGUGAGCAUCCGUGUCCUUCCGGGACCUACGGGAUCGAGUGUCGAAUGAAGUGUACCUGCCGGAAUGGUGGAGAGUGCUCCCAUGAAACAGGCAUGUGUCAGUGUCCACCUGGGUGGACCGGAGCGAACUGUGAGGCUGUUUGUCCUAAUGGAUUUUACGGCGCGAACUGCAGUCAGAAGUGCAACUGCAAAAAUAAUGCCAAAUGUCGGAAGAAUGAUGGCCAGUGUAUUUGCGAUCCAGGCUGGAUGGGAAACCGUUGCGACGAAGUUUGUCCCGAAGGAUUCUACGGUAAUCACUGUAUGGAGUCCUGUAACUGUCCACCCGGGAACUUUGUCUGUCAUGCGGCGAAGGGAUGCGUUUGCAGUUUAGGAUACUAUGGUGAGAAGUGUGACAAAUCGCGUGCUCAAGCUAAGGUGCAGGAAACAGAUGAUGCUUCCAACGCCGGUCUCGCCUGGGGCUUAGUGCUAGCUGUGAUAUUCGUCGGUGUCAUCAUCGCUCUGGUUCUAUAUUACCGCCGACGGGUGGCCAAUCUGAAGGCCGAAGUCAAUCACGUUGUCAACUAUAUGAUCCAGGAGCAGCCGGGUCACUUCGACAAUCCAGUUUAUUCUGCUUACCAGGGACAACCGGGAAUUGGGGGUGGUGGUGGUGGUGGUCAAUCCACAGGAAGUCGUAGCAAUACCGACAGUAGCGGGCUACUCGCCAAUGGCUCAGUGAUACGAAACAAUUUAAGAAAUCCGGAUAAAUAUCGGUGUCCGAAGAACGAAUCAAUUGGAACUGAUCGAUCGUAUUCCAUUCAAUUUCUUUCUGAAAGUCAGAAGAAUUUCGAUGCUGAUAUGACCAAUCCAAACUACAAUACAAUCGACGACAAGGAUCACGUGUACGAUGAAAUCAAGCACAAGGAUGGUUACAAAGAUAUCGACACUGAAUACGACCACCUAGAUUACUCCCGCCCGGGAAGCUCGCAUAAAGCUCACUACUUUCGGAUGAACAACCCGCUGUCCAGUUCGCCGAAGGAAAUCAACGUACUGCGAGAGAACGGCACAAUGAACAAUCUAUCCUCUCCGGGGUUGAGUAAUCGCUUGCCGUUAGUUUGUCCACCGUUGGAUGAUCCGGCCAGCUGCGGAACCGGAACCGAUUGUGGUUCAUCCUCGUCCAACUCGUCCCCUACACUACCGCCGCUCCGGGGCACUACUGGUGGGAUGGAUAGCAGCAAUCUAUACGUAAAGAUGACCUCCGAAGGCUCAUCGCCGGCGGGCAGUGUGCAGGAAUGCAACACUAGCGGUAAGCCCGAGCUUCAGCUCAACAUUAAGUGAGUGGCGCGGUUGGUUGGUGCUCAGUUUUCCUUCCUAUCAGUCGUAACGUUUAAGCAAUCACCGAAUCAAUUACAUAAAAGUCAUGUUAGUUCUAAUUUACGCUGCUAGCUUAAUUUCGAAGUUUUAUUUUUUAUCGAUCAUGAUUGUGAUAUAAAAUUUGAGUGUUUAUUAAAAGUAAGUUUACUAGUACUCUUUUAGGCAAUGGAAACCAUAUGCAAGAAUCUUUAUUAGACUGCUAUCUAACAAUGAGUGAAAGGAAACAAUAAUGAUCGCUAACUGUAUUACAAAGUGUGCCAAAAAGUCACCUCUAUUCUCUCGAGCAAGGAAAUACGUAUUUUUUGACUCCAAAAUUAGUAAAAGUUACGAUUGUAGCAACAAUAUUUACAAAUUGGGAUGAUAUUUUUGGAAUUUACUGAAAAAGUUUGUUAUCGAUGAGGGACAGAUUUCAAUCGGUUUAAAACACAACCUCCCCAUCUAUAGAGUUUAAAAAGUUUAUACAUAUACAUAUAUUUGCUGCAAUGUAAAAAAGAAGAACACCUAUUUAUAGACAUUUGAAAUAGCGUUAAAAAGUUUAAAAACAUUCUCAUAGCAAUUCAUAGUGUUAAUGGUGUUACUAAAGUGUCAACGUUAAAAACAAUUUUAAAUAAAUUUAGACAUGUA
Molecule: messenger RNA, 5538 nt
Organism: Topomyia yanbarensis
Lineage: Eukaryota; Metazoa; Arthropoda; Insecta; Diptera; Culicidae
Gene: drpr
Product: protein draper
Exons: 10
Coding region: 1570-4878 (1102 amino acids)
Molecular function (GO): protein binding; scavenger receptor activity
Source: RefSeq, a predicted model, not a curated record